GGUUGAGGUGAAAAAAAAAAUUGUAUUAACAACUUUCAUAUGUUCUGAAACUCUUUUAAAUCUGGUCAAGCGUUCAAGGAAUGACGAAAAGGAAGCCAAAAUGUUCCAAUUACUUUUUUCACUGAGUUUUGUUUUUGCCUUGGGUUUUCAGGCAACCUCGCAAAGCAAAUCAAGCAAACAGAACUCUGCAAAUGUUACACAACGAAGGCAGUAUGGAAAGGCUGUUUCAAAGGAAUGCUGUAACUGUCGCGAUGGUAGAGACGGUCGAGAUGGGAAAAAUGGAAUGGAUGGCCGCGACGGACGCGAUGGAAAAAUGGGAGAAAAGGGGGUCAAAGGCGAAGUGGGCAUUCAAGGAAAAGACGGAAUUGAGGGGAAAAAGGGUCAAAAAGGCGAACCGGGUCCGGAAAGUAAAUCACCUCAAGGAGUCAUUAAAUUCGGUGACACCGCUGCGAAAUGUACCAGGCGUACUGCUGGCACUGUUCGCUACAAAGUCCCCCAAAAUGCCUUGCUCCUGUGCGAUGGAAGCAAUUGGUUGCCACUGAUGACUGGAGGGAAAGGUCACAUGGCCAGCACACCUGGCCGUCAUUGUAGGGAUAUCCUAAGAUCAGGUGGCAGUCGUGGUAGCGGACUUUACUGGAUCGACCCAAACGGAGGCUCGACAGAGGACUCGUUCCAGGCUUUUUGCGACAUGGAGACCGAGAGUGGAGGUUGGACACUUGUUGCCACAAAGAUGUCCCCAAGCUUCGUCUUUAUCGAAACAACGUUCUCACCAUCAGCUGCCAAAACUAGGUACGCAGAUGCAGCGAGUCACAUUCACCCUUAUAUGGGGGACUGGGAAGAAGUUAUGUUCCGGUUCAGUGAUGUAAAUACCAUCCGGGUUAUUUACAACAGGAAGGCGGGCGCUCCAAAUAGGGACAAGACAGAGUUCGACAAGUUCUUGAUGGGCACAACUUACAAUACCCACAAGAAUAUCUAUGGGUUUUACAAGUACAGCCCGGCAGACCACAAUAAGAGGAAUCCCUCUUCCGGUUUUGUCACAAUAUCCAAGCUGCACUUCUAUUCAAACAGUGGGGUAUCUGAACUCCAUGCUGGCAGCGACAAGUGGAUUAACAUGUGGAAUAAUGUUGACGGCUCAUCGCAUAAGUACGUCACUUCCGACGACGGCCGCGCUCGUGGUACCAAGUGUAUCGCAGGCUACUGUUAUCUGAACAAACCAAUCUGGGUGAUGGUGCGAUAGAAACAAACUGUAGUUGAAAACUAAGAGAAGACGCUGUCAAGUUUCUGUAAGGUGUUGGGAUCUAAAAGAGAAACAGUGUUUGGACAGCAAAAUUUUGUUGCAGUUGUAUCAAGGGCUGAGAAAAACAAUAUCGGAUAAUGUAAGCUUGGUGAUUGGAUAAGGAGAAUAAAUACAGUUGAGACAUU
This is a messenger RNA of Stylophora pistillata, 1422 nucleotides long. RefSeq lists its product as uncharacterized. The record is from RefSeq and is a predicted model, not a curated record. Gene Ontology annotation, molecular function: oligosaccharide binding; extracellular matrix structural constituent. NCBI's taxonomy places the organism in Eukaryota, Metazoa, Cnidaria, Anthozoa, Scleractinia, Pocilloporidae.